GUUUACUUUUCCUCGUUUCUUCUUUUAGUCUUUGGUUGACUCUGAUUUCCGCGUUCUCCUUCUUCUACCCUGAUCUUGAUUUUUUGCAUUUCCUACAUUAACAUAUGAAUUGUAUGACGAUUCCGUUUCUUUUUUCUUUUAUAUAUACUUCUCAAUCUCUCAAAAACUCAUAAAAACUUGUAUAUUCCCUCAAUCAAAUUCAACAAGUAUAUUAUGAGCAGUUGAAUCCGUCAAAAGGAACGGUGUCAUUUAGGAGUGAAAUUUUUACAAUGUACAAUUGCAAGUAGAAUGUCACUGUUAGUUCUGCAUCCAAGAGGAGAAGCAUUGCUUGUGAUCAAGUGGGGCGUAAUCAUACAUUUUCUUUACAGCCUCAAGACAGAGUGAUAAUUUUGCGGAUGGUGCCCGAAAUAGCGAUGGCUUUGAGCGCAACAGAUGUAUUAUUCAGCAAAAUACUCUCCAUGUUGGAAAACCAAGCAUCUUUGCAGAGUGGGGUUGGUGAUGAAAUCAAUGAAAUCAAGCUUGAGCUGAGUAGCAUGAGAUCCUUUCUUGAGGAUGCUGAUGAUGGACCACGAGCACAAAGCAAAGCAGAGAAUGACUGGGUGGCAGGUGUGCGAGAAAUAUCUUACCAAGUAGAAGACAUUAUUGACGAGUACAUGUAUGACAUGAACAAGCAACAACAAUGGAAGGGUAACUUCCUAAAGGGUAUUCAAUUUCCACAGAAUCUAUGGUUGAAGCAUAAAUUAGGGAGGAAGUUACGAGAUAUCAAAGAAAGGAUCAAAAGCAUUCCAGAGAGAAGACAAAGAUAUGGGGUUUAUCAGUUAGAAGGGAGGGAUAGAAGAAGAGAGGGAAUGCUCGGAAAUUAUGAUCUUAAUUGGUUGAAAAAUGAAAGUGAGUCUUCUCUUUUUCUUAAAGAUGAUGAUCUUGUUGGCAUCAAAAAGACACAACGGGAAUUGUUGGAUUGGUUGACAAAUGGGAACCUUGAAAGGACCGUUAUCUCAGUGACUGGAAUGGGUGGUUCAGGCAAAACCACACUUGUUGCCAACACCUUUAUCAAACAAACUGUCAAGCAACAUUUUGACUUCUGCGCCUGGACCACUGUCUCACAACAAUAUACAAUUGAAGAGUUGCUUAGAUCCACGAUUAAAGAAAUCUACAAGAAGAAUAAUGAACAAACUCCUGUGAACUUGAACAGCCUCAGCUACAGGGAUUUGGGAGAGAAACUGGAGAAGUAUUUGCAGGCAAGGAGAUAUCUUAUUGUGCUAGAUGAUGUGUGGAACCUCAACCUCUGGCAACAGAUCAGCAGAGUCCUUCCUAAUGGAAGGAAUGGAAGCCGUGUCAUGCUUACUACGCGAAUGGGAGAGGUAGCUUCUUUUCAGUUUGGGACUACAAACCACGUCCUUGAAGUUAAGCCCUUAAGAGACAAUGAGGCUUGGACCCUCUUUUGCAUGAAAGCUUUCCCAAGCAACCUUGGUCAAUGUCCACCAAAUCUUGAUUCUUUAGCACGAAAUCUAGCUGAAAAAUGUAAAGGCCUGCCAUUAGCUAUUGUAGCUUUGGGAGGAUUGUUGUCUUCCAAGAAGUUCAUAGCAGAAUGGAGAAUAAUCCAUGACAACUUAAAUUGGGAGCUCAGUCACAACCCUGAGCUUGGAGCAUUGAAGUGUAUCUUAUUGCUUAGCUAUUAUCAUUUACCUUACCGACUCAAGCAUUGCUUUCUAUACUGUUGCAUAUUUCCAGAAGAUUAUUUGAUUAGGCGAAACAGGCUCAUUAGACUGUGGAUGGCAGAGGGUUUUGUGGAGCCAGUCAACGGAGCAACACCAGAAGUUGUAGCUGAGAGAUACCUGAUGGAAUUGAUUUCUCGGGGAUUGCUUCAAGUUACAAAGAGGAAUGAAUCCGGAAGGCCCCAAGCAUGUAAGAUGCACGACAUUCUACGAGAGCUUGCAGUUUCAAUAUCAGAAUCGGAAAAGUUUGUUGCUAUAUCUGAUAGGAAAGAAGCAGUAGUAGAAGACAAUGGGAUUCGCCGCUUGUCAAUUGUGGUAAGGGAUAAAGAGAUAAAAGCAAGAAAGGGUAUAUCACAACUUCGUUCAUUGUUUGUUUUUGCUGUUGAUGAAAUCUCUAAAUCUUCCUUCAAUAGGUUGCCAUCUGGUUUUAAACUACUGACAGUGUUGGAUUUACAAGAUGCCCCAAUCAGUCAACUCCCAAGUGAAAUGGCAUAUUUAUUCAAUUUGAGGUAUCUCAACUUAACCAGGACUCAAGUGAAAGAGCUCCCGAAAUCCAUCGGAGAACUUUGUAACUUACAGUCUUUGUUCCUUAAAGAAACCCAAAUUGAAGAGCUUCCACCAGGAAUUGUGAAGUUGAAAAAUCUGCGGCAUCUGAUUGUUUACCGUUUCAAUAUCAAAGGGACUGACUAUGAUCGUUGGGUAAGCAUGCGCCUACCAUCCGAUAUUUUCAUGGUAAAGAACUUGCAAGUUUUGACUUUUGCAGAAGCAGGGGACACCUUUAUAAAGAAUCUCAGCAAAAUGACACAGCUGAAAAGGCUUUGUUUUGCCAAUGUAAAGGAAGCUAAUGAGAAGGAGCUGUGCUUCUCCCUUGGGAAAACAUCCCUUCUUCGCUACUUGAUGGUGAUGUCUUGUAAUGAAAAGGAGCGAUUGAAGAUGGAUAAACUUGUUAAAGCUCCUCCUUGCCUUGAGAAACUUAUUCUGGCUGGGAAAUUGGAGAAGGUGCCGCACUGGUUUAGCUCACUUCACAACCUGACUUGCUUGAGAUUACAUUGGUCUAGAUUGAGGGAAGAUUUUGUUUCUCACAUCCAAGCAUUGCCUAACUUGGGGCGAAUUACACUUGUAAAUGCAUACCUAGGGGAGCGAUUGUGCUUUCUUGAAGGGUUCCCAAAGCUUAAGAUUUUAAGAAUACAGAAAUUCCCUGAGUUGAAAGAAAUUGUGAUAAACAAAGGAGUGAUGCCAGAUCUCCAGGAGCUAAAUAUCCGUGAAUGCCAAAAGUUUGUCAAGUUACCACAUGGUUGGGAAAGUUUACCUCAUCUCAAAAAGGUUUGUUUAAGGGAUGUUUCGAGUGAAAUUGUAGAGAAAAUCUGUGGAGCUUCAGAAAGUAUGGAUCAACCAACAAUCAGAGUCAUCUUACUGAGCAGAGUAGAAGAAGAAGAUGAUGAUGGUGAAUUUCAAUCUAAUUUCAAGUGGGUGUAUCGAACCUAUGACUGACCCAAAGAAAGGGGAAUGGUAAAUCUAAUUGUAAGUACCCAGCACUCAUACUUUUGUUUCCCGUUGCAAGCAUGACAUUCUGUCCGCUUAACUGUGCCCAAAAUGCUCGGUGGCUACUCAAUUUCUCCAUCAUUCUUGAACAUUCAAAUGGCACUUUUAUUCUGUUUACCUUCUUUCAUUUUCAGGUUAUUUGAGAAAGUUGACAACAAGUCUGGGGCGGUUUGGUCGAAUAAAGUUACCAGUUCAUGCAUGGAAACAAUUGUUAUUAUCGUAAUUAGUGGUUUGCUUUUCAUCUUACAUAUAAUAUAAUUGUAUUGUUACAUAUUGUCAUUUAUAACUAUAUAAUACAUAUAUAUAUAUAUAUAUAUUAGUGUUUGGCACGUACUUGACACAUGUAAUUCUUAUCUCUAAAUAUUCAUUCUAAUAAAUAAACUU
This is a messenger RNA of Durio zibethinus, 3641 nucleotides long. Its product is annotated as disease resistance protein RPM1-like. Lineage: Eukaryota; Viridiplantae; Streptophyta; Magnoliopsida; Malvales; Malvaceae. The record is from RefSeq and is a predicted model, not a curated record. Gene Ontology annotation, molecular function: ADP binding. Gene Ontology annotation, biological process: defense response to other organism.